This is a messenger RNA of Spirodela intermedia, 2000 nucleotides long. Lineage: Eukaryota; Viridiplantae; Streptophyta; Magnoliopsida; Alismatales; Araceae. The record is from the annotation of a GenBank genome assembly.
AUGGGGAGCAAAGGUCGCCAGCAACCUUACCUACGGCAACCCCCCAACAUGAUGAAUCCCAACCCAUUCAUCCCCGACAUCCAUCCCCCAAACGGACCCUUCUUCGACAUGCUCCCCCCCCCAGAAAUCAUGGAGCAGAAGCUCAUUAUCCAGCACAGCGAGAUGCAGAAGCUUGCACAUGAGAACCAUAGGCUUGCUUCCUCUCAUGUGACCUUGAGACAAGACCUAGCCGCCACCCAACAGGAACUUCAGAGGAUGCAGGCACAGAUCGGCCUCAUGAAGGCCGAGAAAGAGCAGAAGAUGAAAGCCCUCCAGGACGAGAUCAUGAAGAUGGAGCCCAAUCUUCAGGCAUCUGAGGGCAUUAAAGUGGAGCUGCAGCAAGCUCGUGCUGAAGCCCAGAAUCUGCUCUCUGUCAGAGAGGAGCUGAUAUCAAGAGCCCAGCAUCUGACCCAGGAUCUGCGGCGUGGUCAUGCUGACAUCCAGCAAAUUCCGGCCCUGAUGUCUGAGCUCGAGGGUCUCAGGAGAGAAUACCAUGACUACAGGUGACAAUCAACCUCCUUGGUCAACAUUGACCCAGUUGGAGAUGCUUUGAGCUUAUGUUGUUGCUCUGCCGAUGCAGGCUUACUUAUGAGCAUGAGAGGAAACUCUACAGUGACCACCUCGAGUCACUUCAGGUGAUGGAGAAGAAUUAUGUUUCUAUGCUGAGAGAGGUGGAGAAGUUGAGAACUGAGCUGGCCAAUUCCUCGAGCUCUGAUAGAAGGGCUGGUAUGGGCUUUCUUUCCUUUUUUAUUCUUUUUUCUAUCUCCAUUGUGCUCUAGUGGUUUAGUGGAAGGUCUCAUUGGUUUAGGUGAAUGCAGGUGGGCAGUAUGGGAGUAACGUGGGGUACCAGGAGAGUGAGGCACUUGCUUCAAGUGCACCUUCACAGACUGUAUCGGCCCAGCUUCUUGUGGUUCAAAAUGCUUAUGAAGAUGUUUACAAUGUUCAUCAGGUGAUCAUGAGCUUAGCGCCCUGCCCUCUUCUUGGGGUUUUUCGAUAUUGUAGAGAAAUAUGAUGUUGUCGUCAGCAUUUUAUCAUUAAAAGGCUUCUAUCAACAAUAUGGACUAACUGUUCAUCAGGCGAUCGUAGUGUCCAUCCUCGUUCUUAAAUCUUGGUCUUGUUUUCAAUUAAUAUUAUCUCAUUCUCAUUGUUAUCAUCAUCUUCAUCAUCAUCACCACCAUUGCACAUCAGAUCAGUUUAGUAAUGUAAUGUCGUCAUUAUCAUUUUAUCAUCAAAAUGCUUCUAUGAAUAUGGUUCAACUGUUCAUCCGGCGAGUUUAAUGUCCAUCACUUACUUGAAUCAUGGUGUUGUCAACUAAUUAUAGAUCAUUCUCAUCAUCAUUAUAAUCAUCAUCAUUAUCAUCAUCAUCAUCAUCACCAUCAUCAUUGCACAUCAGAUCGGCCUGUCCCUGUUGGGAUCCUCAUUAACUGACCUGAUGCUGGGCCAGCUGGAGCUAAUUCCUCCGUCUCCAGCUAUUUUUCAACCAAUUUAAUCUGAUCCACAGUCAUCUCUCGACCAAUCUUUCAGGUUCCAGUUCCUGCAACCUCCAUCUCACCUAAAUUUCUUCUUUCCCUCACUUUGAGAUGCAGGGACGAACCCCACCUGGUGGAGCAACCUCUCACGGUGACACCACCGGAGGAGCCUCACAGCCCCGAAUGGCUGGAAACUACGAUACCACCCGAGGCAGCAGUGGCGGUGGCAGCGGCGGCUAUGAUGCUUCAAGAGGCAGCAGUGCCGCCACCACUAACUACGACACUUCUAAACCCACACCAUAUGAUGCCUCUAGGCCAUCGGCAUAUGACACUGCCCACAGAGGAGCAGCUGCAGGCUAUGAAUCUGCAGCCAUGUACACCAGACCCCCCGCUGCCACUGGCACUGCCACUGGCUAUCGGGUGGCGAUGGCACAGGGUCCUGGCCGUGCAGGAGGUGACCGAGAUCAGCCCCGUGGUGGCACUUGGCAGUGA